AUGCGGCUGCCGAUUGAAUAUAAUAUUAAUUUAAUCAAGUUUACCCGCCUUACCGUCAGUGCUGCCGCUGCCGCUGCUCGAGCCCAAGCCCAGGCCGUAAACUGGGCAGCAAGUUUGCCAUCGAGCGCCACGAGCAGGGCCUUGCGGUCUGCAAAGCAAGCCACGAAUGCUUUGCACACAGCGAAGUACGAGCUAGAAGGACGAUCGAUCGAUCGCUCUGAUUUUGAGGGAGAUAUCGUAACCAGUGUCCUCCGUAUGGCCCUAUCUAGAUAUUGUUUCUGGCAGAGGAAAUGUUUAGUCGUUGGGGUGAAAUCUUUCAAGAUUACGAUCGGCUUUGAUCAGAGGUACCUCCAAGAAGUAUUGGAGCAGAAAUACUCAAAUAACCGGUAA
Molecule: messenger RNA, 390 nt
Organism: Trichophyton rubrum CBS 118892
Lineage: Eukaryota; Fungi; Ascomycota; Eurotiomycetes; Onygenales; Arthrodermataceae
Exons: 2
Coding region: 1-390 (129 amino acids)
Source: RefSeq, a predicted model, not a curated record